ACCUGAUCUGUUUUCCCAGCUUCAACCUAACAAUGGCUAUUCAAUCAAUUCUCAAUGCGAACCCAGUUCCCAUCUUUACUUCUUCAACCAUUUCCAGCAAAGGAGACGAGCCAUGGCUCGGAUGUUGUAUGCUUAAAAGAAAACAAAUGCACAUAAGGCUUUCGAGUGGCUACAAAGUAAGAGCAAGGUCAGCUAUAAAUGUUGCUUCUACAGCAAUCGACAUUCCUCGUCAAUGGUACAAUCUGGUUGCGGAUCUAUCCAUAAAGCCUCCACCUCCAUUGCAUCCCAAAACUUUCGAGCCGGUUAAACCAGAAGAUUUGUCUCCUUUAUUUCCUGAUGAAUUGAUUAAGCAAGAGGCUACCAAUGAAAGGUUUGUCGAUAUCCCGGAAGAAGUUAUCGAUGUUUACAGACUCUGGCGCCCGACCCCUUUAAUCAGAGCAAAGAGGUUGGAGAAGCUUUUAGAUACACCUGCAAGGAUUUAUUACAAGUACGAAGGUGUAAGCCCUGCUGGAUCACAUAAACCGAACACUGCUGUUCCACAAGUUUACUAUAACGCACAGCAGAAUGUCAAGAAUAUUGUGACCGAAACCGGUGCCGGCCAAUGGGGUAGUUCGUUGGCCUUUGCCUGCAGCUUAUUUGGUCUUGGAUGUGAAGUGUGGCAAGUUCGUGCUUCAUAUGAUCAGAAACCAUAUCGGAAAUUGAUGAUGCAAACAUGGGGUGCAAAGGUUCAUCCUUCACCAUCGAACAUUACCGAAGCAGGUCGUAAAAUACUCCGAAUGGAUCCGUCCAGCCCGGGAAGCUUAGGGAUAGCUAUUUCAGAAGCUGUAGAGAUUGCAGCUGCAAAUGAUGAUACAAAGUACUGCCUGGGGAGUGUUCUCAAUCAUGUUUUGCUACAUCAAACUGUGAUCGGGGAGGAGUGUAUUCGGCAAAUGGAAGCCAUCGGAGAAACCCCGGACUUAAUCAUCGGGUGUACUGGUGGUGGCUCGAAUUUUGCAGGACUUAGUUUCCCAUUUAUAAGAGAAAAGCUCAAGGGAAAAAUCAAUCCUGUUUUUCGAGCAGUCGAACCUGCGGCUUGUCCUUCAUUAACGAAAGGUGUCUAUGCAUACGAUUUUGGCGAUACCGCGGGGAUGACUCCAUUGAUGAAGAUGCAUACACUGGGGCAUGACUUCAUUCCAGACCCGAUUCACGCCGGUGGCUUACGUUACCAUGGUAUGGCACCUUUGAUUUCACACAUCUAUGAAUUAGGCUUCAUGGAAGCGAUUUCGAUUCCACAAACCGAGUGCUUUGAAGGUGCAAUACGAUUUGCUCGAUCAGAAGGGCUAAUUCCGGCUCCGGAACCAACUCAUGCAAUUGCAGCGACAAUCCGGGAAGCUGUUCGUUGCAGAGAGAGUGGGGAAUCGAAGGUGAUUUUGAUGGCAAUGUGCGGGCAUGGCCAUUUUGAUUUGGCAUCUUAUGAGAAGUAUUUGCAGGGGAGAAUAGUUGACUUGUCAUUUGAAGAGGAGAAAAUAAAAGAAUCAUUGGCUAAAGUUCCUCAAGUGCUGCCAUAGUUUAAACAUUCAUUUAUAUUAAAUAAAUUGAAGAUUUUAUAUUUUGAAUUUAAUAAUUGAUUU
Messenger RNA from Hibiscus syriacus, 1610 nucleotides. RefSeq names its product tryptophan synthase beta chain 2-like. NCBI's taxonomy places the organism in Eukaryota, Viridiplantae, Streptophyta, Magnoliopsida, Malvales, Malvaceae. Bases 33 to 1547 code for a protein of 504 amino acids. Gene Ontology annotation, biological process: L-tryptophan biosynthetic process. The record is from RefSeq and is a predicted model, not a curated record. The transcript is spliced from 7 exons. Gene Ontology annotation, molecular function: L-serine hydro-lyase (adding indole, L-tryptophan-forming) activity; tryptophan synthase activity; pyridoxal phosphate binding.